Messenger RNA from Nomia melanderi (Alkali bee), 3659 nucleotides. The record is from RefSeq and is a predicted model, not a curated record. Lineage: Eukaryota; Metazoa; Arthropoda; Insecta; Hymenoptera; Halictidae.
GUGCGCGGCGCGGCCAGGCAAGCACUUCGUGCAAUGUUACGCGUUAAGGUACCCCCGUGCGUUGUUGGCAGUGCUCGGUUUCGAAGCUCAUCGUCGUCAUUAUCGCCGUGGUUCUCGUCUUCGGUGUUCGACGUGUGACACGGUCGUCGACGUCGUGCCGCGAAAAGAGUCCGGUCGGUCGUGUCGGUUCGGUGGGUGCGCGCACGCGAACAGAAAGAUAAAUAGAUCGACGAAUAGAGGAAUAAACGGGAGACAGACAGAGGGAGGUCAACACGCGUUAUGGCUCAUGGUGUGAGCGAGGUGCUCGGUGAGGGGAACUCGGUGAAAAUGGUGCAAAAGCAGCAACAGCAGCAGCAAUCGGCGACACAUCAGCCGCAGACGCAGACUGCGAGGAAAUCAGUUGGAGUGAUGGGCAGCAGACGCAUAUUCGCGCCGUCGUUUAAGCUCAGGGUUCUCGAUUCGUACCGAAACGACAUCGAUUGCCGCGGCAAUCAGCGUGCCACCGCGAGAAAGUACGGGAUCCAUCGGCGACAGAUUCAAAAGUGGUUACAGUGCGAGGAUAAUCUUCGUAACAGUUGCGCGGAGGGCAACGGCAAUGCGAACGGUGUGGUCUCGACGACGGUGAUCCCUUCCGCGGGUGUUUCCAAACCGGACGGUACCGUGACGGAAGCCACGGGGCCUGCCGUGACUCCAGCAGCGCCGGCCUUGAACCUCAGCCUCGCCAGACUGCACGGCGACGAGCUGGCUACACAGCAAGGGCCCCCACCUCUUCUUCCUCAUCCUCCUCAUGGUGGUUCACCCUCGUCGCCCCAAUACGUGGCUCAAUCCACCACGGCCCCGGCGAUGCCCGUCCGCGUCGGUUAUCCGGAGUACAAUAUCAAUCAGGAGCAGCAACAUCAUCAUGUUCGCCGGGAGCCGGACGAUCGCGUGCAGGUGACCGAAUCGGUUCACGGUUACACCGAGAAGGAGCAGUCCAGGUACUAUGUAGUUAACAACUCCGACGGACACAGGGAGAUCGAGAACUCGUCGACGUUCGACGGCCGCGAGGUGAAGGUGUACCAAAAUCUGACCAGUUACCGGGGACACGAGCAUCGUUACGAGGCGAACGACAUGAUCAGCAAUCAGAUUCAUCAUCGUUCGCCGAGCCGUAAUCGGUCCCAGAGCUACGGGGACGUGGAUUCCUCGGUGGACGGGAAACCGUCGUACGGUUUGCUACUAGCGCCGUCGAUGAUAAAGACGGAACGAGCGAGCCCAGACUCGGCGGCGACGCCAGGGCCGUGCGAGUCGACGUGUUCGCCCGGUGCCCUGAGGGGCCCGGUCUCGCCUGUCUCGCAUCCAGCCAGCAGCAGCUCUAGCAGUAGCAGCGGUUCCACGACGUCCGUUCACUUCGAUUCCCCGCGGGCAUCCGCGAGCCCGUGCCUGCACGUGCACGUUCACGCACACGCGUCACCGUCCCCGGAUUCCGAGAAGCCCGGGGAACCGAGCGAUAUCGAAAAGAAAGGAUCGGAGGACGCCGCGGAUACGGAAAUCGGUAGAGCCGUGAUCAAGGAGGAACUACAGAUCGAGGAGGAGCAAGAGGCCAACGAGGAUGGAAGAGAAGCUGUGCCCUCGUACGAUUAUCAACGACCACCUGUCGACUCGCGUCCGGUGAGCCCGGUUCACGAUCGGGAAGGGUAUUCCUUGCCGUCCAGCCCCAGGGGUCCGACCAGUUCUGGGAGAUCCAGCACCAGUUGCUCGGACAGCGAAAUGGAUCCUCUGGACUGUUCGUCCGGCAGUCAGAACUCUUCGAACGAUCUCGCGCGGCGCCGAUCGUUCUCGCUCCGAUUCAAGCUGGACGUAUUGGACGCUUUUCACAGGGACGUCGGCGUGGCCGGCAACCAACGCGCCACCGCGAGAAAGUUCGGCAUCAAUCGCCGCCAGGUACAGAAAUGGCUCGGGCAGGAGACCGAGCUCAGAGGCGAAAUCGCGGUUCGCGGCAACUCGCGGCAGCGGCUAGGCCCAGUCCAGGAUGUCGCCGCUUCCGGUGAGUCACCGGUGGAUCUAAGGACGUCGAACUACGUGUCCAGCUUAUCUCAGGAUCGAAUCGAAGCGGAGUACGAGCGCUCGCCCCCGCCGCUUUACUGCUGCGACGUGGGCUCCUCCUCCUCCUCCUCGUCCGCCUCUCAGCAUCUUCCGUACUACCAGCAUCCGAUGGUCGUGGACACGUCGGACGUCGAUCCAGUCGCGCCUUGCAAUCUGUCCUGCUGCGUGGACAGUAGCCACGUGGCGACGCCGGUCACAUCGUGCUACCAGGAAGUGUCCUUAAGGGGAUCUUGCUACUCGGACCCGCAGAACAGGCAGUACUGUUAUUCCCCUAGAGAGUACCCGUCCGAGAUCACCGUGCCGGAGUCCACCGAGGAAUUGACCACCUCCCCGCUGAAGAGACUCCAUUGCACUUUGUCCUGCUGCUACGAGGCAGCCCAGUCGCCGAAGAGGCUCUGUCUGGAAUCCGAAGAGUCCGUCAUCAGGACGAGUCCUUGCCAGGAGGCGCCGCCCCAGGACACACCGCUGUGCCUGGUGAAGCCGAAGAGGUUCAUGGACGCUUCACCGUCGAGAACGGAACCCGUUACCAGCACAGUGCCCACGCCGCCCGCGUCCGCCGCUCCUCCACCCCCGGGACCAACCAGCAAGAAGGACGGCAUCCUAUUCAAGCCGUACCUCGACAACCCCGUCAGCAAGCCCGCGAAGGAGCCGCAGGUUCAACGAGGACUGUCGCCGGUCAGCAGCCAGAGUAUCGUCAAUAACAACAACAACUGCCAAAGCAUCUGCAACUUGAACGAAGCCAGGGGCCACGACUACGCCCUUGAGCUCAGUCUCAGACUGCCGAUCACCUGGAGAACUCAUCCAAGCCCGUACAACGAGUUCCCGCAGGUCAGGAGCGCGUUCGCUAGGUACCCGGCGAGCCCCCACUACACCUAAUUCGAAGACUUUCCUCGAUCCCCGAUCAGGCGGAACGGUUUAGCGGCUUUAAUAUCUUAGACCCUCGCUGCGAGCUGAGGAAGAUGCACGCGCGAUCUCUUGGUAUUUAAUACUAGAACUAUCGGAUGGGUCGAAACUGACCCAUUCCUGAUUUCAUUUUUUCCAGUUAUUCUACAGAUAACAGAUGCUUCUCUGAAAAAGUACUGGAGAAACUAAUUUAGCGAUACACAAACUGAAUUGCAAACCAACUGAAGUCUCAAUCAUUGCAAUGUUGUGGUUUCUACAGAACAAUUUCAAAAAGACAAUUUAACUGCUAGAUAGUUCUAGUGUUAAUUUCCUAUACGAAAAGCCACGCGAAAGUCAAUCGUGUAUUUCCAAAAUUGUUAAAAGAGGCGUUAAUGAUUUUCGGAGCAACGUUUAGUUUCCGUUUCACGUUUAGAGUAUACUCCGGUAGCUUUCUAGACCUUCGUUUGGGGAAAAGGACUUCAAAGGAUCCGCCGGCGAAGGAUUGAUUGGUACGUGAUCCGCGACACGUCGUCGUGCACCACGUAAGUGUUUAUCGUUUCCACGGAUCGUCGGUGCCGCGUUAUACAUCACGAUAAAGACCCAAUCGGCCAUUGGACGAUCCGAGGCGUGGUAGGAGAUCGUACGUGGUUGCGUCCUCGUCUCUUCUCGCAUCUUCUUUCAGCUUGAGCGGCCAA